Molecule: messenger RNA, 4606 nt
Organism: Phascolarctos cinereus (koala)
Lineage: Eukaryota; Metazoa; Chordata; Mammalia; Diprotodontia; Phascolarctidae
Source: RefSeq, a predicted model, not a curated record
CUGGAAUCUCAGCGGCUGGGAGGCUGGGCAGGGCCACAGCCCUAGUUGUCUCCUACUUUUCCUCCUUUUUCUCUUUUCUCCUCCAUCUCCUCUUUCCAGUCGCGCGGCCAUGAGCGACACUAGCUCGGUCAGCGGCUGGGACAGCCACAGAGACGACACCUCAGAUUCCAGCGUCUUUACUUCAAUGACUAUGAGUUUCCUUCAAGAGCUCCCCAGUUACCGGUCCCUUAUUCGGAGGAGGACCACCAUCCUUGGGAGGGAUAAAACAGGAGGCACUUUGCUGAAGCCAGCCAGCUCUGAAAACAGGGUCUCUUCAGAAGCAGGAAGAUCAGAGAAGGAACACCUUGGGAGCCAGUCCAUAAGAAAAUAUGCAUUGAAUAUCUCUGAGAAGAGGAGACUAAGGUUUGGUCCACAGCGAUUUUUCAGGGAAAUUCAGGAGGCCCAGGUCAAAUAUUUAUCGGAAUGGGACCAGUGGAAACAGUACAGCACCAAGUCAUGGAAAAGAUUUAUUGAAGAGGCCAAGGAGCUAGCUUCCCACUUGGAACUGUGGAAAAAUGACAUUCGCAGCAUAGAGGGAAAAUUUGGCACAGGAAUUCAGUCUUAUUUCUCCUUCCUUCGCUUCUUGGUCAUAUUGAACUUGGUGAUAUUUAUUAUCAUUUUUUUGUUUAUUUUGCUCCCAAUCAUCCUUACCAAGUACAAGAUUACUGACAGCACCUUCCUGAUUGUCCCUUCUAAUGAAGUAGAUAUGCGAUGCAAAGUAUACCCAAUGAAUAGUACUGGACUCAUUUACUUCUAUACUUAUAUGAUAGAUUUGCUUUCAGGCACUGGUUUCUUGGAAUGGACCAGCCUGUUUUAUGGCCAUUAUACUGUAGAUGGGGUAAAAUUCAAAAACUUCACAUAUGAUUUGCCCCUCGCCUAUUUGCUGAGCACAGUGGCUUAUUUGGCAUUGAGUCUUCUCUGGAUAGUGAAAAGGUCUGUGGAAGGAUUCAAGCAAAACUUGGUGCGAAGUGAAGAACAGUAUCAGAGCUACUGUAACAAAAUCUUUGCUGGCUGGGACUUCUGUAUCACAGACGAGUCAACUGCCAAGCUCAAGCACAGCAGUAUACUGUAUGAGCUUAAAACAGACUUGGUGGAAGAAAGAAUAAGGCAAAAAGUAGCACAGAGAACUCCUGAAGAAACCUUACGGAUUUACAGUCUCAGAAUGCUUUUGAAUGCUAUAGUUAUAACUGUCCUGGCAGCGUGCUUUUAUGCAAUCUAUGAAGCAACUAUAUUCUCCCAAGAACAUAUGAAAAAGGAGAUUAACAAAAUGGUAUUUGGAGAGAACCUUCUGAUCCUCUAUCUUCCCUCCAUUGUAAUUACAUUGGCCAAUUUCAUCACUCCCAUUAUCUUCUCCAAGAUCAUUCGCUAUGAAGACUAUUCACCAGCCUUUGAGAUCAGGUUGACUCUCCUCAGGUGUGUCUUCAUGAGAUUGGCCACCAUUUGUGCACUGGUGUUUACCCUGGGGUCCAAGAUAACCUUCUGUGACAAUGAGGAUUGUCGAGUCUGUGGCUAUAACCACAAACUCUAUCCAUGCUGGGAGAAUCAAUUUGGACAGGAAAUGUAUAAGCUAACAAUCUUUGAUUUGAUUAUCAAUCUUGCCGUGACUUUAUUCGUUGAAUUUCCUAGAAAGUUAUUGGUGACCCACUGUUCUUCUUGGAAAUUAAUUCGGUACUGGGGGCAACAGGAGUUUGGCAUUCCUGAUAAUGUCCUGGGGAUUGUUUAUGCACAGACAAUCUGCUGGAUUGGAUCUUUUUUCUCCCCGCUCCUUCCUGCAAUUGCAACUGUGAAGUUUAUUAUCAUCUUUUAUGUGAAAGAGAUAAGCCUGAUGUAUACCUGUAGACCCUCCACAAGGCCUUUCAGAGCAUCAAAUUCUAAUUUUUUCUUCUUGUUGGUGCUGUUAAUUGGACUGACAUUGGCCUUCAUUCCACUGGGAAUCAGCAUGACACACAUUCCAUCUUCCAAGGCCUGUGGGCCCUUCACAAAUUAUAACAUCUCCUGGGACGUGGUCCCUAAGACUGUAAGCACUUUUCCAAGUGCUUUGCAAACAUUGAUCCAUAGCAUCACUUCAGAAGCAUUUGCUGUGCCUUUCUUUAUUGUCAUUUGGCAAUUGAGGUUAAGUGAUUUGCCCAGGGUCACACAACCAUCUCAUCAUGUUCUAUUUCAUUGCCCUGGCUGGAGCACACAAACGGGUAGUGAUUCAACUCAGAGAGCAGUUGGCUAUGGAAAGUCGAGACAAGCACUAUCUCAUUCGGAAACUUACAGCUGCUCAGGAAGAGAUGAGAAACCGACCAAGCUGAUUCUGAACACAAUUCUUGUUCCUUCCAAGCUGACUGAGCUACCAUACUGAACCUCCAAAACUCAUCUGUACAAUUUUGUACAAAUACUAAAUGUAUUUUUCUAGAAUUCAGGCAUUUUCUGCACUGUGAUACUAUUAUUGCUGCUGUAGUUUUGGAUUAUGUCAGUGUUUACAUAACCAAUUUCUAUUUGAGGAUUUUGUAACCUAUAACAACAGUUUGAACUGAGAACUGAGUUUGAAUUGUAGAAUCUCAGCUUAGUGGCUAUGAAAAAUCUUUUAGGCUUAGACUAUUUAAAUUUUUGCAAGGGAAGUGGAAAUAAAGAGAAUUUUAUCAUUUUUUCAGACAAUCUGAGAAAUUUUGUUAAAUUUGAAGGCCAUUAGUUCAUGAGACUGGACUGAAACUAAUGAGCCAAAUUCCCAUGGCAUAACAUGAACAACUUUUUCUGUGACACUUUUUUAUACUGCAGGGUUAUGCUAACCAACCCUAUAGUAGAGGUUGCUUUGUAAAAUGAGAUAAACUCCUAAUCCAUCAUGUUUUUAGCAGUUGGUAAGAAAAUUGUAAACAGUCAUAUAACUAGCAUUAAACUUUUAAAUUUUAGCCCCAGUUUGGUAAUAUGAGAUGCAAAAAUGUCCAUCAUCUUACUCCAUGAACUAUCAAUCUUAGGCAUAGGCAGCUCCUGCAUAACUUAAAAUUAUUAUUAGAUAAUAGAUAACACUAGCCAUACUUUCUGAACUUCUAUGGCAGCGGAGUAAAACAGAAAUUUGUUUCAAGGAAAUAGGUGCCCUUUGAACUUUUACCUGUCUUUUAGAGUUGAUCUGUGUUUUCUGAGAAUAAUACCCAUUGCUUCCAAAAGUGGGAGAAGGUAGAGUUUUCCUUGAUUCUCUUAAGGUCUAUUUCCUGUUAUGUUUUGUAGUUAGUACUUUUAAAGGCCAUUUCAAGCUUCAGAAAUGUUCUGGGAAGGAUGUUUGGGGUUUGUUUUUUUUUUUGAAGGAUGUUUUAAGACAUGUUUUAUAUUCCUGUUUGACUAUGGAUAUGUGCUUUGGGAUUCUGCUCUCACACCUUUCAAUUCAUGCUAAAUCCCUCUUACUCCAGAUUGUAAUACAACCUAAAUUUCUCAGAGCAUUUUCAGAUACAAGUUUUAAAAAUGUACCCAACUAGAUUUCUGAGGAGAAAUUUAGCUUCCUUAUAACACAUACAAGCACAUUUCAAAACAUUUAUCUGUUUAUAAUAUUUAUGAUUUUUCUGCACAAGCACAUGUAUUUAAUGAAAUGUGACAGGAAAUAAUUUAUAGCUUUUAUUGUAGUAAAAAUAAGUAAUAGAUGCCUUGAAAUUCACUAAUAUUUGGCAGUAAAGAGUUAUUCUUUUGAGUUAUUCCAUGGUUUAUCAACUAAUGCAACAUUCUCAAAGAGGAAGAUUAAGUCUAAAUCUUUAAUAUAUGCAAAUCUUAUUAGUUUGUUUUCAUUUAGUGUCUUCAGGCUUUUUUUUUUCCAGUGUAGUUAUAAAGGCAAUUUUAGUGAUAGUUUGUUACUGUUUUUUUUUUCUUUUAAAUUCAAACACACUUUAGGUAGUAGCCUGAAUUUCAGAAGAGGCUGAUGAAGUUUUGUGGAAAUGAUUGCUGAUGCUGCAGAAUAUUGUUCAAGGAUAAUUUCUUCUUUUAUAGACGAUUGAUCCUUGUUUACAGAAACAUUUCCCUGUGUCUUGCCACAGAGUGCUUCCCCUUUCUGAGUGUAAUCCCAGUGCCAACCUACUGUUGUUUCCUUCUAAUUACACCAAACUAGUUUAUAAUGAAAAGUCGUUUAAUAUUGACUUGAGUUGCAGCAGGGAUUUGUAACUCUUAUCUUGUGAUGACUACCAGAAGCAGGAGGUUUUCAGGAAACGUCUUUCUUAAGGCCUUCUGCCUUGUAUUCUUACCAAUACAAGCUGCUUUUGUGUAUGCAGACAUUCAUUAUCCUCACUGAAAAGAGAAACUGCAGCCAUUUCUCACCACUGUCAAUAUUAUUAGCAAGGCUAAUUUCUAUAGUUGCCAACAAGUGUUGUUUUCUGCUCUUUAUUAAUGGAAAAGCUCAAAAUGAAGAAUUACUGGGUUGUUUUCUUUCACUGUUAAGAUGCUGAUUAAUGUAUUGUAGUGAAAUGUUGACUUUUGUAAAUAUUACUUGCAAUUUUUUUGUCAAAUUGUAACUUCUGGUUAGAGCUGUAGGAUAAAAAGUAUAGCUCUUCUCUACUUAAUGUGCAUUAAAACUAUUAAUUAAAACAAAAUAUUUGAAAUCUUA